Wasmannia auropunctata (little fire ant) is the source of this 963-nucleotide messenger RNA. RefSeq lists its product as uncharacterized. Bases 511 to 879 code for a protein of 122 amino acids. The record is from RefSeq and is a predicted model, not a curated record. NCBI's taxonomy places the organism in Eukaryota, Metazoa, Arthropoda, Insecta, Hymenoptera, Formicidae. The transcript is spliced from 2 exons.
CUGCGCGUUUCGCUCCGUCACUCAUCGUAUCGAUCGACUUUGGCGCCUGAAUAACGUACAUACCGCGUUUGUCUUAUCGAUUGUUUCGUGUCUGUCUAGUCCAGUCAACGAUAACGUUAGUCGAACACUAACUCUACUAUCGAAUACCCUUUAGGAUUACUGAGUUUUGAGCGUGAUUUUGUUAUGAUGUCGAGUCGAGUUUCUAAAACAAAUUUGUGUACGAUAUAUCGCAUUAUCGCGUACAUUACAAUGUUAAUUUAAAGUGAAACGAGGAGGCGUUAACGAGAGAAAGAGAGAGAGAGAGAGAGAGAGAGCAAACUAACUCGCGUGCGUCCCGAAAAUAAUUGUGAUCUUUCUUUUCGUGAUUGUUCACGAUCGCGACUCAUUGAUCUGUUGCCGUGCAUCCGCCAGCUCGCCGAACACGAUUGGAAACGCGAGUCGGACGUUUUGUUGUAGAAACAUGAACAUUGAAUAGUCGUCAAUAGACUGAUAAAUUUUUAAUCGUCUUGUAUGCCACGGCAGGAAAAACUAUGCGAAUGUCGCGGGACAGAUAUGGCACUAGUCUUUUAUGAACAUAAAAACGGUUUCAAACUUGAAAAUAACAACGAUAAUAACGCGUUUAAACUAUACGCAUGCACAGCCGAGUAUCGUCUGCAUGAUCUGCAUCGCUGCUACAAUUUGCAGCGUCGCUCUGUAGUGCAACGGCGAGCACCACGUCAUCUCUUGGAAGCCUGGUACUUUGGGCUAGGCAUUGUUUUAAUUGUUGUUUCUGUCGUUUUCUUGGUAUUCCAUCUGGGCGUAAUGCACGUAUCAACGAUAAUAGACGAAACGCUCGGGAAUUCAACCAGCCGAGAGCUAAUCAAAACCAGAUAUCUAUAAGUAUAAUUCCCUCAACAUUUUCAUCGCAGAGAAAGAUGCUAGUAAUCGGUGCGCAGCCGAGUUUCACGCACAUGAGUAAGAGAG